CACGUAUGUUGUCCCACGUCCCAUAACUGUCCAAUGUCGUGCGUUUCAAAGUAGUGCUCACGGCGAAACUCCUGUAUCGCUUCAAUGUUGUCCGGAUCGACGUCUGACGUGUGUUGUAUGGUCCUACUUUCUUUUAUAUGCCUCGAUUCUAAAUACAAGGAAAAGAUGACCGAAAAAAAUUUAUCGGUCAACUCGAUUCCAAAAAACAUCAAAACGGUUGUGGAGGAAGGGGAAAGAGUCCAGAAAUCUUCUCCACAUGAAGUUUCAUAUAGCUGCUCUGCAUGUAACAAGAAAUUUAAGCGUAAAACAGCCUGCUCUUCUCACAUGCGUAUAUGUAAUGUGAAUAUCACAUCAGACUCGGAUUUUGAGUUUGACUAUAAUCCCUCCGAUUCUGAUAGCAAUGAUUUCAUUGUUGAGCUUAACAUAAAACCAAGUAAAAGGACAAAGAUUAAUGGAAGACCACAAAUGGAGGUUAGUGGGACCCAUGUUGAUGCACCAAAUAAAAUUGAAAGCGAAGUUAGGGAACAGUUAAAACAUGAACCAAAGAAAGAAUAUGAAAAAGAAGUUAUCAAUAAGCAAACUGAUGAAAAUCCCAAUACUGAAGUUCAAGAAAUACAUGUUGAUGUAAAUGGUAGAGUGUCAGUUGCCGAAAAUACAGCAACGAACCGUGAACCUGUUAUAUCAAUGGACAACAUUAUGAAUGAAUUUGUAAGUCAUGAAGAUACUUCAGGGACAGUAGAUAAUAAUAUGGAAGAACCAGAUGAUUACAUUAUUGAAGAACUAAGGAAUGUUCAAAGUGUUCAGGUUGAAAAUGAUUUAGAACACUCAAAUGGCACUGUAAUUGAAGAAGAUUGUUUUGAGCACGUUAUUGAGAGGGCAGAGGUAGAAGAACAUACACUAAGAUUCAGUUUACCAGAAGAAAAAGCUGUUGUACAGCAACAUGAUCAAAUCAAAUCUAAUGGUGAACAAAGAGUGAAACUUAACAAGACACCAGAUGUAUCAAUUUAUGAGUUUGUCGAUGAAGAAGAUGGGUUUCGGCAAGAACAGCGUAAAAUGGACCUGGAAAGAAAAAAGAGAACCUGUAAAAAUUGCUACUUGGUGUUUGAAGACCCAAUGGAGGUGCUCCGACACAACAGAACCGCCCACACCUACCCAAAAGUAUGGCUCCCCACUGAAAAGGUCAUGAAGCAUAUGAAUGUCAAAGAUAAGUCCAAAUGUCCAAUUUGUGGAAAACCCUUAUAUGCGAAGUACAAGUCGGAAUUUGUAAAGCACCUGAAGACACACAUAGAGGACUAUGAGUAUCAGUGUAAAGUGUGUAAGCACAUGUUUCGUCGAAAAGACCAUUUGCGGAACCACGAAAGUAGGCACAUUGUAGGAAUUUAGUGGUGAUUGAUUAGAAAUUAAUUUUUAAAUAUGUAAGAUAUAAAAAUAAUUUAGAAGAUUGGCAUGUAAGAUAUUUGUAUUUUGUGGUAAUAAAUAAGUUGAUUAAAUUC
Cylas formicarius (sweet potato weevil) is the source of this 1493-nucleotide messenger RNA. RefSeq names its product prostatic acid phosphatase-like. Gene Ontology annotation, molecular function: phosphatase activity; DNA-binding transcription factor activity, RNA polymerase II-specific; RNA polymerase II cis-regulatory region sequence-specific DNA binding. The record is from RefSeq and is a predicted model, not a curated record. The transcript is spliced from 2 exons. Gene Ontology annotation, biological process: regulation of DNA-templated transcription; dephosphorylation. Lineage: Eukaryota; Metazoa; Arthropoda; Insecta; Coleoptera; Brentidae. Bases 85 to 1383 code for a protein of 432 amino acids.